Messenger RNA from Drechmeria coniospora, 738 nucleotides. Its product is annotated as 50S ribosomal protein L4. Gene Ontology annotation, cellular component: mitochondrial large ribosomal subunit; mitochondrial ribosome. Gene Ontology annotation, biological process: mitochondrial translation. NCBI's taxonomy places the organism in Eukaryota, Fungi, Ascomycota, Sordariomycetes, Hypocreales, Ophiocordycipitaceae. The record is from RefSeq and is a predicted model, not a curated record. Bases 1 to 738 code for a protein of 245 amino acids. The transcript is spliced from 2 exons. Gene Ontology annotation, molecular function: structural constituent of ribosome.
AUGGCUGCUUCCAACGUCCUGCGGUCCUCUGCGGGCCGCAUCACGCGGUUCCGCUCAUCCCCAAGCCAGAAUACCCUCCCUGCCGUCCCGACGACAAGAGCCGGCUUCUCGACGACACCUCAUGCGUGCAAGCGAAGGACCAAGGACAACAACGCAAGCCGCGGCGUCAGCAGCCUGUACGGUUCGGGGCCUCGUGAGAACCUGUCCAUGUCGGACGUGCCGCUGCCGAAACCACGCGACUUCAAGCCCAAGAUCGCCAUGGACGAAAAUCACGGGCUGUGGGGGUUCUUCCCCUCCCAGGGCAAGCUGCUGUGGACGCCAAAGGAAACGGAGGAGCACGGAAGGCCGUGGGCGGUCGAGGAGCUGCGGAAGAAAUCCUGGGAGGACCUGCAUGCACUGUGGUGGGUGUGCUGCAAGGAGCGAAACAUGUUGGCCACGUCCAAGGUUGAGUUGGCACGGGGGGCGUUGGGCUUUGGCGAGAGGGAAAUCGAGAUGCGGGACGAAGCGGUCCAGAAGUCGAUGCGGGCCAUCAAGCACGCAUUGACGGAACGAUACUACACCUGGCAGGACGCCGUCGAUGUGGCGAAAUCGGACAUCGAGAUCGACCUCGAGUCGCAAGAUGGACAAGCGUACAAGCCAUCUGCGUACGAGGACGAGCCAGAGACGUCGGAUGCAUGGACAGAGCAGCCCCAGAGGAGCACGAUGACGACGAAACCCGAAAAGGAAGCCACCGCCUGA